Molecule: messenger RNA, 3484 nt
Organism: Arabidopsis lyrata subsp. lyrata
Lineage: Eukaryota; Viridiplantae; Streptophyta; Magnoliopsida; Brassicales; Brassicaceae
Product: synaptonemal complex protein 2
Exons: 19
Coding region: 418-3048 (876 amino acids)
Biological process (GO): reciprocal meiotic recombination
Source: RefSeq, a predicted model, not a curated record
GAGUACUAAUAAUAGUUUGAUAACAUCUUAAACAAAAUUAAAAAUUUGCAAGUCCAUGAGAAGCAUUCAAAACUAAUUGAUAAUGAUCAUAUAUAUUAAUAAUAACUCCAUAAUGGUUCAUGAAAAGAAUUAUAAUGUAGCUCGCUGAUAAUCAAUCGCAGCCGUUGAUCGUGCCACGUGGCUACUGCGAUAUUCUGAGUCUCUGACAUCAGCAUGCCGUUGGGAUAAAUGAGUCGGCUUCUCCGGUAUAAACACCACCGACGUAUUUGGCGCCCAACUUUAUUUCAGAAUUUUUCUCACACAAUUUCGAGAACGCGCGCAAGAAAUUGAGAGCGAGAGAGCGAGAGAGCGAGAGACCAAGAGCGAGAGAUCGAUUUCGUCAUUUUGUUGCUUACAAUCUCGAACUCCGAUCUCGAGAUGCAGAAAUUAGGGUUUCCGGCGAUGAAGAGCUUGGAUCAACUCCGAUCGUUUUCUGGAUCGGCGAAGACGUACUCCUUCUCCACUCGUCCGCCUCAGGAUUCCGUCUCCUCCGGAAGUUUCUCGAAUUUGAAACUCACUGCAGAGAAACUGGUGAAGGAUCAGGCGGCUAUGAGAACAGAUCUAGAACUGGCGAAUUGUAAGCUGAAAAAGUCACUGGAGCAUGUCUAUGCCUUAGAGGAUAAACUUCAAAACGCUUUUAAUGAGAAUGCUAAGCUCAGAGUUAGGCAAAAGGAAGAUGAGAAGCUUUGGAGAGGAUUGGAAUCUAAGUUCUCUUCAACAAAGACUCUGGGUGAUCAACUUACUGAGACUCUGCAGCAUUUAGCUUCUCAAGUUCAGGAUGCUGAGAAGGAUAAAGUUUUUUUUGAGACCAAAUUCAGUACUAGUUCAGAAGCAAUAGACUCUUUAAACCAGCAAAUGCGAGACAUGUCUUUAAGAUUAGUUACUGCUAAAGAAGAAAUCACAAGCAGAGAUAAGGAAUUGGAGGAGCUCAAACUCGAGAAACAACAGAAGGAAAUGUUCUAUCAAACUGAACGGUGCGGAACUGCCAGUCUCAUUGAGAAGAAAGAUGCUGUGAUAACAAAGUUAGAAACAACUGCAGCCGAAAGAAAACUCAACAUUGAAAACUUGAACUCCCAACUGGAAAAGCUACAUCUUGAGUUAACAACAAAAGAAGACGAGGUCAAAGACCUUGUUAGUAUCCAGGAGAAGUUGGAGAAAGAAAAGACGAGUGUUCAGUUGAGUGCAGAUGAACUGUUUGAAAAGCUUGUCAGCUCAGAGCAGGAGGUUAAGAAGCUCGAUGAAUUUGUCCACUACUUGGUAGCUGAGUUGACUGAAUUGGACAAAAAGAAUCUGACCCUCAAGGGAAAGUUUGAUAAACUAAGUGGCCUAUAUGAUACCCACUUUAUGUUGUCGCGAAAAGACAGAGAUCUUGCAUCAGAUCGUGCUCAAAGAUCGUUUGAUCAACUCCAGGGCGAGUUUUCUAGCAUAACUGCCCAAAAAGAAGCUCUGGAAUCAACGAGCAACGAACUAAGUGAAAAAAUAGUUGUGCUCCAGAAUGAUAAAGAGUCUUUAAUAUCUCAACUUUCUGGGGUACGCUGCUCUGCAAGCCAGACCAUUGAUAAAUUGGAGUCUGAAGCAAAAGGACUGGUUUUAAAGAAUGCUGAAACAGAAUCAGUGAUUUCGAAGCUGAAAGAGGAAAUAGAAACUUUAUUGGAAAGUGUAAGGACAUCAGCGGAUAAGAAGCAAGAAUUGUCAUUAAAGCUUUCAUCAUUAGAGAUGGAAAGCAAAGAGAAGUACGAGACACUGCAGGCAGAUGCACAUAGACAUGUUGGGGAACUAGAGACUUUGCAAAAAGAGAGUGAGAGCCAUCAGCUGCAGGCGGAUUUGUUGGCGAAAGAGGUGAACCAGCUCCAAACCGUCAUAGAGGAGAAAGGAAAUCUUAUCCUGCAGUGCAAUGAAAACGAGAAGAAUUUAAACCAACAAAUCAUUAAGGACAAGGAGCUACUGGCAACUGCUGAAACUAAGCUUGUAGAAGCAAAGAAGCAAUAUGACCUGAUGCUAGAAAGUAAACAGUUGGAAUUGUCAAGGCACUUAAAAGAAUUAUCACAGAGGAAUGACCAGGCAAUUAAUGAUAUCAGGAGGAAGUAUGAUGUAGAGAAGCAGGAGAUUAUUAAUUCUGAAAAGGACAAGGUUGAAAGAAUUAUCAAGGAGCUGUCCACUAAAUAUGAUAAAGAACUCUCAGAUUGCAAAGAAGAAUCAAAGAGGCAACUGCUGACUAGUCAAGAGGAACAUUCUUCUCUGAUUCUUAGUAUUCGGGAGGAACAUGAGAGUAAGGAGCUCAAUCUCAAAGCCAAGUAUGACCAGGAACUGAGACAAAAUCAGAUUCAGGCUGAAAAUGAACUAAAAGAGAGGAUAACGGCUUUGAAGAGUGAGCAUGAUGUUCAGUUGAAAGCAUUCAAAUGUCAGUAUGAAGAUGAUUGCAAGAAGCUGCAAGAAGAAUUAGAUCUUCAAAGGAAAAAAGAAGAGAGGCAAAGAGCUUUGGUGCAGUUACAGUGGAAGGUGAUGAGUGACAAUCCACCUGAAGAGCAAGAAGUUAACUCAAACAAGGACUAUUCACUUUCGUCGAUCAAAGUGAAAGAAUCUCGUCUUGGUGGUAAUAAGAGAAGCGAGCAUGCAACAGUGAGGACAGAAAAUGAUGAGGAACAGGACUCUCCUUUUGUAAAGACAAAAGUAACAUCUGUGUCAAAUAUAUUGAAGAAAGCUAGAAAUGUAAACACAGGAAGCGUAAUGAGCAUUCCAAAUCCAAAGCAUCAUAGCAAGGAACCUCAUCGUGAUUAUGACAUUGAAACGAAUAAUGGGAGGAUACCUAAACGGAGAAAAACAAGAAAUACGACAAUGUUUCAGGAGCCACAAAGACGCAGUACUAGGUUGACACCCAAAUUGAUGACACCCAAAAGCAUUGCCAAGGAAACAUCGAUGGCCGGUCAUCCUCGCUCUGCAAAUAUUGGAGACUUGUUUUCAGAAGGUUCACUCAACCCAUAUGCUGAUGAUCCCUAUGCAUUUGAUUGAAGUCUACCUCACAAAAACACUAACUCCAAGUGGAAUGAUCACUGAGGAGUAAGAAGAAUCACCAUGAAAAAAGUGGAAAGCAGUUCAAUCGUGCCGGUCGAAGCCAUUCAUAUAAGCAUAGAAUAAAACAAAACUAUCAGUACUUGUAUAUAUACAUAACUCAUACAUAUCUAGUUUCACAUUCGUGGCCUCGCUAACAUACACUAUCAGUAUCAGUAUCAGUAUCAGUAUCAGUACUUAUAUACAUAGUAAGAAAAUAAGAUAAGCUUGAUCUAACUCUUUUUUUUUUUUUUAAAUAAUGGGUUGGGCUCAUAAAAGGCCCAUAAUAGGAAAUGAGUACAUGACUAGGGGCCUAUGAUGUACAUGACUAGGGGGCCUAUGAACCUAAUUUAGAGGAACAUAUCACGGAGGAUUAGACGAACAAGUUUAUUAUUUU